Monoraphidium neglectum is the source of this 1515-nucleotide messenger RNA. RefSeq lists its product as hypothetical. NCBI's taxonomy places the organism in Eukaryota, Viridiplantae, Chlorophyta, Chlorophyceae, Sphaeropleales, Selenastraceae. Gene Ontology annotation, cellular component: cytoplasm; membrane. Gene Ontology annotation, biological process: vesicle-mediated transport; autophagy; endosomal vesicle fusion. Bases 1 to 1515 code for a protein of 504 amino acids. The transcript has 2 exons. The record is from RefSeq and is a predicted model, not a curated record.
AUGAGCGGCGUGGAGGCAGGCGGGUCGGGCCAGUUGGGCGCGCCGUCCCUGGAUGCUCUGCUGGCGGAGAUGGCGGAGCAUCUGCCCGUCGUGUACGCGCCAAACACACCGCCGCGCGACGACCAGCAACAGCAGCAGCAGCGGCAGCAGCACCACGGGCCGGCCGCUGGGCCGAGCGGUGCGGGCGGGCAGGCGGCCCAGCAGGGCGGCAGCCGGCGCGGCACGUGGGGCCGCGGGACGGCGUCGCACAAUGAACGCCGCGGCGCGGCGGCCUUGUCGCUGUCGCUGUCGCUGUCUUCCUGGGACGACCCUCAGCAGCAGUCCUGGCAGCACGCGGCCGCCGCGGACCAGCAGUCGCGGCACCACGGCGGCAGCGCAGCGGCGGCGGCGCGGCGAUUCCCCCUGCUCGCGGGGCGGCCGGCCGGCAGCCGCACGGCGGCGGCGGCGGCGGAGCGCGCUCCCAAUUCGCUCGAGGACAGCCUGCCGGCGGCGGCCCCAGCCGACCCCGCGGCCCGCCACCCAGCAUCUGGGCGGCCCAGCCGGCUCAACACUGCCGCGCAGCACCCCUCGUCCGCCGCCGUCCUUUCGGCCGCGGCACCUGGAUCCCCGACGCGGGCGGCCGCGUGGGAGGGCGGUGCGGUGGGGGUGGCUACGGGGCGGCUGUUUGAGCUGCGGUGUGUGCUGUGCCACCACCUGCAGGCCUCAGCCCUGUAUGACCCCCAGGCGCUGCUCUCUACGCUGCGCGGCAGCCGCCUGUGGCACGAGCAGGCUCUCGCCCUCAGCCGCCGCGGCGACCACCAGGGGGCCCUGCGCCUGCUCGCGCUGCGCGCUGGAGCGGUGGACGGCGCGAUCGCCUACUGCAGGGCGCUGGGCGGCGGCCAGGAGUCGUGGCUGGCGCUGCUGGAGCUGUUCCUGCGCCCUGCAGCCGGGGCACAGCAGCAGGAGCAGCAGCAGGAGCAGCAGCAAGAGCAGGAGCAGGAGCAGCAGCAGCAGCAGCAGCAGCAGCAGAGCGAAAACCAGCAGCAGCAGGGGGUAGGCGUCGGAGCCGGCGACGCGUCCGAGCCGGACGCCGAGGCGGAGUCGCCCCCCGCGCCCAACUACGCCGCGGCGGUGCGCGUGCUCAACGCCCACGGCGCGCGGCUCAACCCCCUGCGGCUGCUGCAGGCCCUGGACGACGCCAUGCCGCUGCCCCUGGCCCGCGAGGCCCUCGCGCGCGUGCUGGGCGGCGUGACGCACCGGCGGCGGGCGGGGCAGGUGGCGCGCGCCCUGCACCGCGCGCGCCACCUGGCGGUGCAGGCUGACAGGGCGGAGCUGCAGCAGGCGCGGGUGGUGGUGGGGGACGACACCGGCUGCCGCGGCUGCGGGCGGCUGCUGGGGGACCGCGUGAUCUACAGGCACCCCUCAGGCGUCGUGCUCUGCGGCCGCUGCGUCGCGCCGGCCGCGGGCGCAGGGGCGGGGGCGGCGGCGGGCGGCGGCGGCGGCCGGGCGGCUGCUGACGAUUUCGUUAUGGUGUGA